Molecule: messenger RNA, 2778 nt
Organism: Rasamsonia emersonii CBS 393.64
Lineage: Eukaryota; Fungi; Ascomycota; Eurotiomycetes; Eurotiales; Trichocomaceae
Exons: 5
Coding region: 1-2778 (925 amino acids)
Biological process (GO): negative regulation of transcription by RNA polymerase II
Cellular component (GO): Sin3-type complex
Molecular function (GO): histone deacetylase binding
Source: RefSeq, a predicted model, not a curated record
AUGGCACGCGCGCUGCCGGCCAAGCGAAUCACAGGCCGCGCUCGUCACAAACAGGGCCGUAAGGACGGGCAGAAAAACAGAGCGAGCCCGACCGCCCACCCAGCCAGCCUGCAGCCCGGCCAGCGUGCUGCUCUCGCCCAGGAACCGCUCGCUCGCCAGGCCUGUUGUCCGUCACCUGCUCCUCCUCCGCCGCCAGAACACCCCCCAGCAACAUCGCCCAGACACGCAGAUCGACUGUCUGCUCUGGUGAUCCUGCUUGUCCUGAACCCCUCCAUAUCCAUCUCUGGCGUCCUGUAUUUCGCACUUUGCUCUGCGGCUCUCCCCUUGGUCGCUCCGCCUGCGGGAGCUCCCUCGACUUGCGAUCUCCAAUGCUCCCCGUUCUUCUGCGACCUGACGCUGUCGUGCUGCCGACCCCGUGAACUCCCUCCACCGUUGGCGUCGCACAUCGAAGCCCUCCUCGCUGAUACAAUCCCAUAUCGCUGGCGGUGCUUGUGUCGCCUGCUUGCUGUUCUCUCAGCCCUCGUGCCGGCGGGGGGAUGCUGGUGGUGUGAUCGUCCCUCUCAGGAUCCGUCGCGAAGGAGAGAGGUGCCGGUCAAAUCAGCCAUCACCCACGGCGCAUUGCGGAACGUGAGAAGCGACCAUACUCGAGUUCGGAUGGAGGCUACCGAGAGCAACGAGUCAGCCCCAGCCGGGCCUGCCGCGACGGUUGACUCGGCUGUCUCCAAUGGCGAGUCGAAUAUUCUCCUUGAUAACGCUUUGGGCGACGAUGGCCGUUCCAGCAGCCUGAGCGAAAUUGAUGACGUCUCAGACCAUGAGCUGUCCGAUGACGAGUCUCUGAAGCCGGAAAGAGGACCGGCGGAGAUCGACUCGGAGGCCGAGACGGAACGGAUCGAGGAUUCCCCCCACAACGAUCGCACCAGUAUCGUCGUGACUGCGAGGCGUUUUGAAGCCAGUCCCAGCAAACUCGCUCAGUCGACCACGUAUGAUGACAUUGAGGAUGAAGAAGAACAUGACGUGGACGAGACCCCCAGCAAGGCGCGACGGUCCUCCAAGAAUAAUGGUUUGGCGGAAGAGGCAGAUGAACCGCUUGCGCCCGAAGAUUCUGAAAAGUUACCGUCGCCGCCAGAUGUUGCAGGCAAGAAGCGCAAACGUCUGCCGUCUGGGGAUGACCUCGGAACGGAGCCAGGUGAUGGGGAGCCCUUGCGGAAACGCAGAGGUUCAGUCAAGAGCGACAUUGGCGAAGAAGUCCCAGCGGAGGUCCCUCUGUCGCGUGAGGCAACAGAAGACGUGACAAAACUCACUGAGACAUCCCACAAUGGGACACCUGCAGAUGACACACAAGACCUAUAUGUACCAGCUGCCCCAACACGAGCCAAGAAAGGCAAGAAGGGCAAGCGAAAAGGGAAGAAGGUCAAGGAAGUGGAUGAGGAAACAGAGAAUGGGGGUGCAGUUGAUGCGGGAACUGAAGGCGCCGCAGAGGACCAGCUCCACGACGAUGAGGACGCAGGUGAGGUGGCAGAGGAAGGUGAAGACGCCGAUGCUGCCGCCAAGUCUGAAGAAGAGUUGGCCAAGAAGAUCGCUGCCAUGGAGGCGCUGGCUGUCCUAGAAAAGGAAUUUGCAACCUUGCGUGACAACAUGCAGUUGCUUACUCUGGACAGAAUCUACGACGAGAGGAUUGCAAAACUGGAUCGAGAACUGGAACAGCUCACCGGCCCUGAACCCACACACCCAGAGUAUCUUCGCCAACUUGAAUGUGUGCGGCGUUACCGUGAUGCAAAGAUCAAAUACGAGCAGAACUUGUUCCGGUAUCGCCUUCAGUCUCUUCUGAAUAAAAGUCUGGCCGAGCGUGCCCAAAUUCACAGCACCUACUUCCAGCGGAUCCGGGAUGCCCGCGAGAAGCAUUCCUCCGCUGUGAGCAAGCAGUUCUAUGCGAUCCAGCAUGAUCGCUUUAAAACUGAAGACUUUAGCCCCCAUCAUUACAUCCCCUUUCCCACCAGACGGUCGCAGCAAAUCGCCCAGCAGCAAGCAUACAAUCAAGAGGUUUCCAUCAUGUCCGGAGUCGCCAAGUAUGUGGGGUUCCCGGCGGCGCCGCCGUUGGAGGGUGCCCGGCCAUCGGAAAUCGAAGAGGAUCUGGAGAAGAUGGGGAUCUCAUUAGAUAAUAACCGACCUUCUAUCGGGACUAGUUCUGGGAUUUCGCGGGGUGGCAUGUCGUCGGGGCUGCCUCGCAACACCGCCGACGAAGCAUUUCUAGAGCAAAACCCAUGGGCCAAUCCGCAAUAUGCGCUUCAUCAUCAACAGACACACCGCCAGCCGAGUGGGACCUCCAAUCCGGCCUCGUUCACGACUCCAGCAGCGCAGAAACGGGUGGUCGACAUUAAUGCUCCCAACGGGUCUGCAUCCACGAUUGCCGAGAAUGCCUCUGCCGCGAACUCGUCUGCCGCCAACACGCCGUACGGCACGGAACAGGAUCCGCGUUCGCACGGCACGGGGCAAUUCAACAGUGUUGAUUACGAGAUUAUGGAUCGGAAGACGGGAUUCCGGUCUCAAAGUUCGUCGCCUCUUGACGUGCGCAAACCACAGCCCACCUCGGGUCAUUUCGUCGAGGGUGGCAGGCCGAUGCCGAGCGGGCAGGAAGGCUCGCGAAAUGCGGGCUACUCUCCUCCGUCGCGAAUGGGCCUGUUCGGCGCGUCCAAGCGAGAAUCAUCGCCUCCGAUGCAACCGAAAUCUCUCAAUACGAUGCAUCCGUCUUCGGGCAUGGGCCGGAUGGUAGCGCGAUGA